Lactuca saligna is the source of this 2408-nucleotide messenger RNA. Lineage: Eukaryota; Viridiplantae; Streptophyta; Magnoliopsida; Asterales; Asteraceae. The record is from the annotation of a GenBank genome assembly.
GUCUAGAAGAGGCUCCCUAUCCAAACACCCUCUUAGUUCUUAUUUUACAAAUUUAUAUAUAUGAUAGUCUAGAAGAGGCUCUCUGAGCCUCUCUCUCCAUUUGACGGGAUCCUGGUGGAGCUAGGAAAUCAUGGGGUCACGCCCAAAUACACAAACGCAUUUGUUUCUAGAUCUGCAUAUUAGUUUUCAGAUUUACAAAAUAUCCUGCCGUUACCCUGGAUAACACGAGGAUGGUGGCAAAGAAGUACAUUGGGUCGUGUUGCCAUUUCUGGUAACAAUAUCAGAGACACAUCAGACUUCUAUUCUGGUUUUGCGAAGAAAAACAAGGAUUCAAAGUUUCAACUAUGGGUGUCGAUGACAAAACUCACCAAGAAUGGUCCAUAUCCCUGCAUGCCUAUUCUGAUCUUACCAAUGUUUCUCCAGUAGUGUUCUUAUAUCUUCUGAAAGAAUGUUACGUUUAUGGCACAUGCAAAGCAACUGCAAAGUUUUUUGCCCUUCAGCAUCAGGUCCAUCAAGCUUUACACCAUGUGCCAAAACCUGGGCCCGCUGUGUUUGUUGCUCAUUGCCUCUCUUUGCUUCCAAUAUUCGAAUCACAUUGUGAAGGUUUUAGUCAUUUGAUGAUAGCUGCUCUUAGGCGUCGUUUGAAAAUGGGAACUACACAGGAAGAUUUACAUGAAGCAAAGUUGUUUGCUACUAAAUUGUUUAUAAUUGCUGUUCGUGGUGAUAAGAUUCAUGAUGACAGGAUACUUGUGAAAAUACUUGAAGUUUUCAACAUUAAAAUUACAGAUAUCAAAGAGGUUAUAUUUCAAUUUCACUCAGAUGUGAAGAAUGACAGGUUUGAAGAUAUAGCAGAUGUCUUCGUUGAGCAGUUUAUUUCUAAGCUGUUACAAUCUCAAUCAUACAUGGCAGCUGUCACUCUUCUAGAACAUCUCUCUAUUCGUCACUCUGGAGAGUCUUUUCUUCAUAUGAUGUUGGAAAAUAAAGAAUAUAGAGCAGCAGAAAAAUGGGCCACAUUUAUUGGGAAGCCAAUGAUUUGUGUACUCAUUAAGGGUUAUGUAGACAGGAAGAUGAUAAAACAAGCUUAUGAUUUGAUAAAGAAAAAUGAUCUGCGUGAAGAGUUUCCACAAGUAUAUCAAAUGGGUAAAGAAAGUACACUUAAGAAGCUAGCAGAAAAGGGAUGCUGGGAUAUAGCAGAGAUGAGGGCAAAAUCUGAUAGGCAACUUCUUGAAUAUUUGGUUUAUUUGGCAAUGGAAGCUGGUUACUCAGAGAAGGUAGAUGAACUUUGUGAUAAAUACUCCCUUGAAGGUUUCAUGAAGGGAAAAGAAGCUGAGGUAAGCCUUCCACAUAUUCGGUAUCUGCAUCUUGAUGAGCUGGCAAUCGAUAACAUUGUUUGGCCCAAUUAUGAAAAGGGAAGUAAAGCCAACAAGGUUUCCAUCAUGCAAAUAGCUUCUGAGAAGAUGGUCUUCAUCAUUGACUUGCUAAAAUUGUCUCAUGAUGCUCCUGAUGUUUUGGACAGCUGUCUAAUCCGCAUUUUUCAUUCACCUCGAAUUUUAAAGCUUGGUUAUAAUUUUCAAUGUGACAUGAAACAAUUGUCUCAAUCUUAUGAAGAUUUUGAUUGUUUUAAGCGCUUUGAAAUGCUUUUGGAUAUUCAAAACAUAUUCAAAGAGCCUCGUGGUGGCCUUUCGGGUCUUGCAAAGGAAAUAUUGGGUGUUGGUUUGAAUAAGACAAGAAGAAACAGUAAUUGGGAAGAGCGACCUUUAACCCAAAACCAGCUGGAAUAUGCUGCUCUUGAUGCUGCAGUUCUCAUUCGUAUAUUCUGGCAUGUUCGCAGCCAAUCACAAUCUAGUGAUGUUUCAAAUGAGCACAAUACCCAAAUGGAGUGGAAAUCCCACAUUAUUUCUCAUGUAGGUUACCUCACGAAGACCAAAAAGAAAGACAAGAGCAAGAAAGAUUGUAAUGUGGGGAUUAAAGAAUCUCAUCCAUCAAGUAAGAGUUAGGGGUAAAUAUGUAAUUGUUUUGCAAAGUGCAUGACAAAAAAAAAAGUAGCAGUUGAAGCCUAGAAACUAGAAAUGGUAUGGAAUUCGAAUGUGUACAUAAUGGGAUGAAAUUGAAUGGUGUUGGGUUUGACAAUGGUUAACGUUGGUAUUACUUUUAUACCAACUAAUUAAGGUUAAAAACAUGACUUUCUAUUAAGACUCUUGUUAUGUAUGAAUAGGGAGAAUGGGAUUGCUUUUCAAAACAACUUAUCGAACUUAUUGGCUUUUUGAAAAGCCAAUAAGUCAAAAAUAGUAUUUGGCAAUGUCAAAAGCACUUUUCAAAAUGACUUUUCCAUUAGUUAUAAAAAACCUUUAAAAAGGAGUUUUGAAAAACAUGUAAAACUUAGCUUUUUGAAACUCUUUUUAGUUUUU